AUGGAUUUGGUCGAAGGCGUCGGAGAGAGCUCCUCGCCGCCACGCGCCUUCAGUGGUUACGGCAACUACGACAUCCGCAACGACGUCUACAACCGCCUCCUCGCAACCGGUCACGACCAAGCCGUUUCCAAUCCCGACUUCCGCGAACAGUUGGAAGCUCACUUCAAUCGUUUGCCUCCGAGAGCUGAAGAUGUUUUGUUACAUCAAACGCUUCUUGCUCUGGCAAGGGACCCUGACAAGCGCCCUGUUUACCAUAUACGCUUCCUCGAGAAUAUUUCAACCAGAACAGAUAGUGAAGAUCAACAAAUUUUAAGUACUCAUUAUAGCGCAGGAUCAUCUCAUGCAACAAAUGGGGUAGCUGUACCAUCUGGGAAAAGUAAGAUGAGGGAUAUUGCAAAUGAGUUUGAGCCUUGCUCAAAGCUUGAGGACCUAAAUUUGGACGUUAGAAAGAACUCCAAGGAGACAGAGGAAAUAUUUCUCACCGACAACUUUUUUCAGAGGCAUUCAAGUAUCCCAGUUCAUGAGAUAAUAUUUUCUGCUGUUGACAAGCCAAAGCUGUUAAGCCAGUUGUCUGCUUUGCUGUCUGAUAUUGGACUUAACAUCCGUGAAGCACAUGUUUUCUCCACAACUGAUGGCUAUUCCCUUGACGUGUUUGUGGUUGAUGGAUGGCCAGUAGAGGAAACUGAUGAAUUGUAUGAUGCUAUGGAAAAGGCUGUAGCAAGAAGUGAGGGGUCAUGGUCUCGUUCUUCAAAUUCUCAUUCAGCUGUGGAGAAAACCUUAGCAACAGGGGGAAAAUCAGGAGAUUGGGAAAUAGACAGGAGAUUGCUAAAGUUAGGCGAAAAAAUAGCGUCUGGAUCCUCUGGAGAUUUGUAUCGCGGAGUUUAUCUCGGGGAGGAUGUUGCUGUUAAGGUUCUAAAAUCUGAGCAAUUGAAUGAUACCUUGGAGGAUGAGUUUGCUCAAGAAGUGGCAAUUCUGAGUCCCAUGCUGUAUAUGCCCGGGGGAAGUCUGUAUGAUUACGUGCACAAAAAUCAUAAUGUCUUGGAGCUAUCUCAAUUACUAAAGUUUGCAAUUGAUGUCUGCAAGGGUAUGGAGUAUUUGCACGCAAACAACAUAAUUCACAGAGAUCUGAAGACGGCUAAUUUGCUGAUGGAUACACACAAUGUUGUUAAAGUAGCAGAUUUUGGAGUUGCUCGGUUCCUAAAUCAGGGGGGAGUGAUGACAGCAGAAACUGGAACAUAUAGAUGGAUGGCACCAGAGGUUAUAAACCAUCAGCCCUAUGAUCAGAAAGCAGAUGUAUUCAGUUUUUCCAUUGUACUAUGGGAAUUAGUGACCGCAAAGGUACCAUAUGACACCAUGACUCCACUACAAGCGGCUUUGGGUGUGAGACAGGGUCUGCGGCCAGAACUUCCGAAACAUGGGCACCCUAGAAUAUUAGAAUUGAUGCAAAGAUGUUGGGAAGCAAUUCCAAUCGACCGUCCAUCCUUUAAUGAGAUAACGGUUGAACUGGAAAAUCUUGUGCAAGAAAUGGAGAAAGAUUCAGAAGUGAAUGGUGCUUGA
This is a messenger RNA of Sphenostylis stenocarpa, 1557 nucleotides long. NCBI's taxonomy places the organism in Eukaryota, Viridiplantae, Streptophyta, Magnoliopsida, Fabales, Fabaceae. The record is from the annotation of a GenBank genome assembly.